Messenger RNA from Boleophthalmus pectinirostris (great blue-spotted mudskipper), 2740 nucleotides. RefSeq names its product cilia and flagella associated protein 221 (gene cfap221). Lineage: Eukaryota; Metazoa; Chordata; Actinopteri; Gobiiformes; Gobiidae. Bases 304 to 2673 code for a protein of 789 amino acids. Gene Ontology annotation, biological process: cilium assembly; cilium movement. Gene Ontology annotation, cellular component: cilium. The record is from RefSeq and is a predicted model, not a curated record. The transcript is spliced from 27 exons.
CGUCUGAUGGCUUUCGGUGAAACAGAAAUAGCUCCGUAGUUGGUUAAUUUAUUCACUAAACUUAAUUACAAAUAAAAUAAAAAUGAUUAUAAUGCGUUUAGUGAUGCUCUAAUGUGUUUAUCUCACAACAGGAACAAAAGAGCACUGUGUAACUUUCUGAUGAAGAAUCUGCAUAUUUCCCUGGAAUUGUUAUUGCUGUGCCUGGAAUGUCCCACGGUAUGACAAGAAAGCUGUCGCCAGUUCAGAUUACAGCCUUCUUUGUCUAGUCUCUGAGGAGCAGCCCUCCCUGACCCCCCCUGCAGGAUGGAAGUGGCCCUGCACGACCCCGGCACGUUCAGACGCUCUCCGGGACGAGGGAGCCCCCUGCCCCUGAGACCCCUGGUGGCGGAGAGAAGUCGCAGCAGCACCCCCACUCACCUGCUCGAAACAAAGUUUUAUGGCAAACUGAAAAGCAACAGUCUGAUCCAAGCAGAGCCGGCAGAAGUUCACUUCAGUGGUUUUCAGCUGGGAAAGAAAUACUGCAGCACUUUGCAACUCAUCAACAUCUCCACCGAGGUCAUGAAUAUUCACAUCCUCCCCACUCAAACCAAGUACUUCCAAACAACUUACACCAAAAAGCAUCGACUGGUCCCCGGGCUCGCGUACGCCGUCAAGAUCCAUUUCUGUCCCGAUGAGUGGCGCUACUUUUAUGACAGCGUUCGGGUUCACUGCAAGGGCGAGGAGAACCUGUUAAUUCCAGUUCAUGGUUACCCUGUGAUCGAUGACCUGUACAUCCCGUCACACAUCAACCUCCGGGCCACAGCGCUGCAGCAGAGCGUCUCUCGUGCUAUUCCUCUGAGAUGCAGCUGCCCCAUCGACUUUGAGUUUCAGAUCUUUGUUAUCGAGAACAGCCAGGCUUUCUCCAUACAACCUCUCGCUGGUGUGAUUCCAGCCAACAGUCAAGUGGAUAUCGUUGUGACCUUUACUCCUGUCCAAUAUGAGACGGCGCAAAUCACUUUCAAGCUGGUCGUCUCCCAGUUCAACACUAAACCAUUUCUGUGCACUGUCACUGGUUCCUCUAAGCCCCAUGUUGCCCUCAGCCAGGUGGAGAAAAAGUUGGGGCAUAAAGAAGCCGCUGCACCUGCGUCUCAAGUGGCGACUCGAUGCAAAACAUGGUCGACCAAGAUUUCAGUCAAACCCAAGAAAUUAAAAGAGAAGGAUUCGAAGCAUCAAAUCGACAUCUUAACACACGGAGGAGUUGCAAAAAUGAUGAUCAGGGAAACCAGUAAACUCCACUCCAAGGCCUUAAAAGAAGAUUUCACGCUGAGCCGCCAAGUAAAGGAGGCCCUGUUCCUCAAAAAAGUAACCGAGAAUGAGAGGAACAGACAAGAGCGCUGUCGGCAAUGGCAGGUGGACCAUGUGGGAGAGGAGCCCGUGUGUGGAAAGAGGAGGAGGGACAUUCUGGAGGAGAGAGAGGAGGCCCUGCAAAUGUAUACAAAGGCUCAAAGAGGAGAGGCAACAGAACAGAGAGAGAUUUAUUUUGGAAAACCUCUACUGUCAAAUGAAAGAGUGGUUUUAGACGUUGGACAGACUCCAGAUAUCACCCCAGAGUUCCAGUUCCACCCGUGUAUAAACUGGGACUUUAAACACAGAUGCCUUGAACUCUUCCAGCAGGCUGCGUAUAAGAUUGUGAUCCAGUGCCGUAUGAAUAGGAGGCUGCUCUCUCUGAGGAAACUGAUCAAGGAAAUGAAAGAGCCUCGGACCACACAAGAAGAAACAGCAGUGGUGCAGUGUACGAGGAUCUCUCCAGAAAAACUCUUCAUAUUCUCCCACCCCACUUUCUCAGCCGAGGACGACCCCCUGGCACUUGAUUUGUCUCCUUUACCUGCUGCUCCUACUGAAUGGUCUAUAACAACAAGCGUACCCUUCUUCAAACUGAAAGUUCCGCAGCACUUUAAACUCAUGGGCUACGAACCUGUCUCAACUUUAGAUGCAUACACUUCUUAUAUUCCCACAACCUUGGCCAGACCGCUGCGCUCUCCGCCUGAAGAGGAAGAAGCCGAGGAGGGCGCUGCAAAGGAUCAUGGGAGUCAAGCUGUUGAGCAUGAGGAAAAGACAGAAGGACUGGAACCAAAGUUAAAAGAUCUUAUAAGUUAUAAAUUCACUGCACCUGAUUUUCAACCUGCUCCAGCUCAUCCGCUUCGCAUCUUUAAUCCAGCUCCAGGACUCCACGCCCAUCGUCCAACUCCGAAAUAUUUGGAAAGCUAUCCUGAGUACUACCUGUGCCCACAACAGACAUACCAACAAAAAGCUUCUAAUGACGCCUCUGCUGUCACUCAGGACUACCUCAUGGACAAGGAAGUAGCUGAGGAGAUAAUGACUUGGAAGAAAGACUUUGGCACCAUUCUGUCCAACUGUCUGUCCAAACAUCGCUCUCAAACCCACAUGGAACUCCCGAGCAGGUCCAGCUACAAUAAAGAAUUCCUCCCUGUUCAAGCACCUUAUCUCCAAAGUCUGCCGGAUGAGCUGAGCCACUUGAAGGACAAACCGCCGACAACAUCUCCAGUUGAACUCACUCCGGAGAUGGUAAAAGCUGAGAUGCUCAAAGUGUUUCAGAGUGAGGUGCCAAAACCAUCCAGGUCAGAACCGCCAAAACCAGUGAAGAAAGAACUCAAGAAAGACAACAAGAAGUGAAGUGAAGUAUUUUUAAAGGGUCUAUAUUACACAGUUUUCUGAUCUACGUUAUAAUGUUGUUUUCUCA